CCGGCCGCGCUGCAGGGAGGAUGCGGACGGCAGACGGGAGCGUGCGCUGCCACGUGACGGCCGCUAUAAGAGCGCUCCGGCCGCUCGCCCAGCUCCUGCCGCGCCUCCUCCCGGCGCCCAGCUCCUCCGAGCCACCAACUUGCGGCUGUCACGGCCGCUUGCGCCCCCGCGGCACCAUGACAGAUCAGGCCUUUGUGACACUGACCACAAACGAUGCCUACGCCAAAGGUGCCCUGGUCCUGGGCUCAUCUCUGAAACAGCACAGGACCACCAGGAGGCUGGCCGUGCUCACCACCCCGCAGGUCUCAGACUCCAUGAGAAAAGUUUUAGAGACAGUCUUUGAUGAAGUCAUAAUGGUGGAUGUCUUGGACAGUGGUGAUUCUGCUCAUCUAACCUUAAUGAAGAGGCCUGAGUUGGGCGUCACGCUGACGAAGCUCCACUGCUGGUCACUUACACAAUAUUCAAAAUGUGUGUUCAUGGAUGCAGAUACUCUGGUCCUAGCAAAUAUCGAUGAUCUUUUUGAAAGAGAAGAAUUGUCAGCAGCACCAGACCCAGGGUGGCCUGACUGCUUCAAUUCCGGAGUCUUUGUUUAUCAGCCUUCAGUUGAAACAUAUAAUCAGCUAUUGCACCUUGCUUCCGAGCAAGGUAGUUUUGAUGGUGGGGACCAGGGCUUACUGAACACAUUUUUUAGCAACUGGGCUACAACAGAUAUCAAAAAACACCUGCCAUUUAUUUAUAACCUAAGCAGCAUUUCUAUAUACUCCUACCUCCCAGCGUUUAAAGCGUUUGGUGCAAAUGCCAAAGUCGUGCAUUUCCUGGGACGAGUCAAACCAUGGAAUUAUACAUACGAUCCCAAAACAAAAAGUGUCAAAAGUGAGUCCCAUGAUCCCACCAUGACUCAUCCAGAGUUUCUCAACCUGUGGUGGGACAUCUUCACCACCAAUAUUUUACCUCUACUUCAACAAUUUGGCCUUGUCAAAGACACCUGCUCAUACCUAAAUGUGGAAGAUGUCUCAGGAGCCAUAUCACACCUGUCCCUCAGGGAGAUCCCAGCCACAGCUCAGCCUUUUGUAUCCUCAGAAGAACGGAAGGAACGGUGGGAACAGGGCCAGGCUGAUUAUAUGGGAGCCGAUUCCUUUGACAACAUCAAGAGGAAACUUGACACUUACCUCCAGUAGAAACACUGCCAUUUUCCCCUGGACACAUCCACUUCACAGGCACUUGUUUCUGAUACUUAGAGCUGGGUUGAGAAAAGUCUGUUACAAUUGCUAGAGGCUUUCACUAAAACUCAUCAGAUGAGGGGUUUUUGCAGGACAACAGGUAAGAGAACUGGGCAAAAGUUAUAAAGUAGCAAUUCUGUUAUAUGGACAGUGUUCUGCUUUUUUACCCUAGAUUUAUUUAGCCGUUUCAAAAAUUCUCACCUAUGCUGAUUGUCAGCAUACAAUGUAAGGGAAACUCAAUAUUAAGCUAUUACGGUGGCUGUAUCAACUCUUAAAACGUGCAGAACCAGGCUCUAAAUCAGUCUGUCCCUUCAGAACAGGACGCGGCAUCUGUCCCUUGCUUGUUGUACCCUUCAUUAGACCUGUAUUGUAGAAUUGCCUAGUGGCUGCCAGAGUGUAAUUCUGCUUUCAGGUAAAGGCAGCUUACAGUAAUACUGCUGAAUGAUUCAUAAACAUAUCAACAAAUGGCGUUAACUCAUUUUAUUUCCUAGUCUUAGUGUCUGAAGAUGUUCACCAGUUUUCUAUGUACAGUAAGGCAGCAUGCUAAAAUGCUUUUGUUCAGUUCUGUAUAUUCGAAAAUAGCAGUGUGUUCUCUGAUGGUUACCUGCAGUGGCACCCUGUAUGAAAAAUAAAGACAUAUUGCUAUAU
Messenger RNA from Propithecus coquereli (Coquerel's sifaka), 1868 nucleotides. It is a transcript of the gene GYG1, whose product is annotated as glycogenin 1. Gene Ontology annotation, molecular function: glycosyltransferase activity. The record is from RefSeq and is a predicted model, not a curated record. Bases 21 to 1178 code for a protein of 385 amino acids. The transcript is spliced from 7 exons. Gene Ontology annotation, cellular component: cytoplasm. NCBI's taxonomy places the organism in Eukaryota, Metazoa, Chordata, Mammalia, Primates, Indriidae.